ACGGACGCCAUUGUCGUCUUACAAAGACCUUUGAACCACCUUCGUUUCUAACCAAGCCAAUUGGCCUAAUCAAACAUCAAGUCAAGAGCUUUCAUCACCUACCCCUGCUUAAUCCAACAAGAAAACGAACCCCUUCAUCCCUGCAAUCAUAACCAUCUUUUGGCACCAAGAAGAAAGGAAAGAAAGAAAGGAAGAAAGAUUCUCUCUAACCAUUCCCAAGCUUAGCAAACUCGAACUCCCACUGCUUUCUUACCACCAACUUCCCAAACCAUGGUGGAAAUCGACCCAUCAUUCAUCCAAGAAACAGAGCACAGGCCAAGCUCCAAAUCACCACCACAAGAAGAAAACCAUGGCGCCUCGGAUCAAAUCCCAGUAAUCGAUCUCUCUUCCGACACAGAAUCCCUGGUCACCCAGAUCGGCGACGCCUGCGAGAAGUGGGGGUUCUUCCAGGUGGUCAACCAUGGAGUCCCGCUGGAGCUGCUCGACAAAAUGAAGAGGGUCGGUAAACAAUUCUUCGACCUGCCCAUGGAGGAGAAGAAGCGAGUGAAGCGGGAUGAAGUCUACCCCAUGGGUUACUACGACAGCGAGCACACCAAGAACGUUCGUGAUUGGAAGGAAGUUUUCGAUUUCCUGGUGGUCGAUCCGAGUUUCGUUCCCGCCACCGAAGUUCCUGAGGAUCCAGAGCUCAGGACGUUGACUAAUCAAUGGCCGCAGACACCUGCUGAUUUCAGGGAAGUCUGUGAGGAAUACAACAGAGAAGUUGAAAAGCUAGCGUACAAGUUGCUGGAAUUCAUUUCCCUGAGCAUGGGUUUGCCUGCUGAGAAACUGGGUACCUAUUUCAAGGACCAGAUCAGCUUCUCCAGGUUCAAUCACUACCCUCCUUGCCCGUCCCCCGAGCUAGCUCUCGGCGUUGGAAGGCACAAGGAUGGCGGAGCAUUGACUGUGCUGGCUCAAGAUGAUGUGGGAGGGCUGGAAAUCGCGAGGAGAGACGACGGAGAAUGGAUCCCUGUCAGGCCUGUUCCUGACGCCUUCAUUAUCAACAUUGGCAACUGUAUGCAGGUGUGGAGCAAUGACAAGUACUGGAGUGCAGAGCACAGAGUGGUGGUGAACUCGAAAAGGGAAAGGUUUUCGAUACCCUUCUUCUUCUUCCCUUCCCACCAUGCCCAGAUCAAGCCUCUGGAAGAGCUAGUGAAUGAUGAAAACCCUCCCAAAUACAAGGAGUUCAACUGGGGGAAGUUCUUCACCAGCAGAAACCGCAGCGAUUUCAAGAAGCAGGAGGUCGAGAACGUUCAGAUCGAUCAUUUUAAGGUAUCAAACUGAGUGGUUUUAGUUUUCAGUGUGGGAAGCUUGCUUUCCUUUGCUGCUACUACUAAUGCUGCUCUUGUUGUUACUGCAAUGGUCAUUACCUGCUGGUGUAGUUGUGUUGUAUUAUGAAAGCAUGAAUCAAAAAGAGAACAAUUCAACAUAUCUCUGAUCUAUUU
Molecule: messenger RNA, 1481 nt
Organism: Linum tenue
Lineage: Eukaryota; Viridiplantae; Streptophyta; Magnoliopsida; Malpighiales; Linaceae
Source: the annotation of a GenBank genome assembly